GUCCUGCCAGGCCCGGUCAAUGGAUACCCGGAGACUGAAAGUCAGCCAAUUCACGAAUCAGAAGAUUCGACCAAAUUUGUAGACUUUGCCGAGCUAAUUGUUUAUCUAGAGCGCGACAUAUGAAGCGGACAGGUGCUAGGUUGCAUUGCAUUGUACUGUGUAGCUGCACUCUCCAAAUCCAACUUGCAACGCUUCCGAUUUCGAAGCUCGGCAUCCACACUUUCAUUCUUCCUAUUCUUAUCAACAACUGCAUCGCAGCAGAAAAUCCACCAUGGCCUCCAAAGCCAUGUGGGAGGUUGAUCCCGAGACACGAUCAAAGCUCCUGGCAAUCCAAAAGACAAACAAUAAUAACAAUUGCUGCGACUGCAACGCGCCGAACCCGCAAUGGGCGUCUCCCAAGUUCGGCGUCUUCAUCUGCCUGUCGUGCGCCGGCGUGCACCGUGGCCUUGGCGUCCACAUCUCCUUCGUCCGUUCCGUCACCAUGGAUGCCUUUAAGCAGGCCGAGAUCGAACGCAUGCGCCUGGGCGGCAACGACGGCUGGCGAAAGUUCUUCGAGAAUCACGAGGACACCAAGAUGCUCGGCGUCGGGUGGGAUGAUGCGACGAUCGCCGAACGAUACAGUGGCGAGGUCGGCGAGGAGUGGAAGGAGAGACUGAGCGCCAAAGUCGAGGGCAGAGAAUUCGUGCCUGGCGAGAGGAAGAGCACACCACAUUCGGCCGCGUCGAAAGCCUCGGCCAAGCAGAUCAGCAGGACGGGAACGCCGCUUCAGGGCGUUGCGACGGGCGGUAGCAGGACCGCGAGCCCCAAUCGGCCGGGUGUUAAGGCCAAGGUCGACGACAAAUAUUUUGCAAAGCUCGGAGCGGACAACGCCUCGAGGCCGGAUCACAUCCCCCCUAAUCAGGGAGGGAAAUACGCUGGAUUUGGCAAUACACCGAUGCCGGCCAAGGAUGCAGGCCAGGCUGGUGUGCCCAACUUGGAGGAGCUACAGAAGGACCCCGUAGCAGCGUUGACCAAGGGGUUCGGGUGGUUCACGAGCACAGUUACCAAGACAGCCAAGACAGUCAACCAGGACUUCAUCGCCCCUACAGCUAAACAGAUUGCAGAGUCCGAGUUCGCCGCCAAAGCAAGAAUGGCAGCAGGCAACGUAGGCCAGGUAGCACAAACCGGAGCUAAGAACGCUCACGAGAGCUUCAACCGAUUUGUAGAGGGACCCGACAGCCACAGGUAUGCACAGGCCCCGCUGGAUGAGAGCAAGAAGGGGUUCUGGGACGACUUCUCGUCUGUGGCGGAUCAGAGGCACGGGACGGGGCCCAAGUACAGCUCGAUUGGGACGUCUGCUAUGGGCAAGGCGAACAAGAACGCUGGACAGGGAAAGCAGGAUGACGAGUGGGACGAUUGGUGAUGGCCGUGCUUUCUCAUUUUCUCUGACAACGCGGCAUGAAAGGCUUGUAGUUUUGGUGACAAGUUGAUGGAUAUGAUGGCAUGCUGUAUAAAUAGACGGAGUAUUGGGUAGCGGUUAUCUACAAGUGGUUACUAGAUCACAUGCUGGACUUGAGGAGUCACAGAUGCAUCUUCUGUGCCCAAGCCCUUUACUGCUUGCAGGAUAUUUGCAGUGCCGUUGCGAUUUUGAUGCAGACGAGUUUUCGA
This is a messenger RNA of Pseudomassariella vexata, 1647 nucleotides long. RefSeq names its product zinc finger protein gcs1. The transcript has 3 exons. Lineage: Eukaryota; Fungi; Ascomycota; Sordariomycetes; Amphisphaeriales; Pseudomassariaceae. The record is from RefSeq and is a predicted model, not a curated record. Gene Ontology annotation, biological process: regulation of endocytosis; regulation of ARF protein signal transduction. Bases 272 to 1402 code for a protein of 376 amino acids. Gene Ontology annotation, molecular function: GTPase activator activity. Gene Ontology annotation, cellular component: Golgi membrane.